CUUUCUCACUGGUUCUUGUUAAGAAACCAUGCUUAUAAGAAAGGGCCACCCCCUACAUCUGCGCUGGAGGCCCUGUCAAUCACCCCAUUCUUCCGUACCAGAACUUUGCCCAAACGCAAGUCUACCCUUCCCUCAGGAAAACCAAAGCAGCUGAGCUUCACCAUGCAGUCCGCGUCUGGUUACAGAUCACAGUACCAAACCUCCACUUCCAGUGCAUACAUGCAGUCACCUACCAUGCAGCCACCUACCAUGCAGCCACCUACCAUGCAGCCACCUACCAUGCAGCCACCUCUCAUGCAGCCACCUCCGAUGCAGCCACCUCAGAUGCAGCCACUUCCCAUGCAGUCAGCCCCACCCAUGCAGCAGCCUCUGCCCAAGCAGCACAGCUCCAUACAGAUUCCUGUAGGUCCACCUCCACCUAAAGUGAUCAGCACCACCACCAUUGUGCCUACGGCCUAUCCUGGUGCUCCAGCACCUGUCCCAGCACCUGCCCCUAUACCAGCACCAGUUCACAUUCCUGUCCAUGCUCCUGCCCAGUCUGCUCCUGCCCCCGCUGCACCCUCCAACAGACCCCCUUGGGUUAUUGAUGACACCUUUGCCCAGAAGUUUGACCCCAGUAAGACCACUACCACCAGUGUCAAAGUGCAGCCUCUUCCCACAGCUGCCCCACCAGCUCCUGUCUAUCUCCCCAACACGACCCCUGCUCCAGUGCCCCCUGCUGCCCCUAGCCCUGCUUUCAACCCUGCCCCCUCUCCCUUCAAUCCUGCCCCUUUCCCACCAGUGGCACGUGGAGUUGCCCAGAGAGCGGAGCGCUUUGCAGCCAGUAACAGGACACCUAUGUGUGGAUGCUGCAACAAUAUUAUCAGGGGACCUUUCCUGGUGGCACUGGGACGCUCAUGGCAUCCAGAGGAGUUCAACUGCCAUUAUUGCCACACAUCUCUGGCUGACAUUAGUUUUGUGGAAGAGCAGAAUAAUGUUUACUGUGAGAACUGUUACGGAGAGUUCUUCGCCCCUACUUGUGCCCGCUGCAGCACUAAGAUCAUGGGGGAAGUGAUGCAUGCUCUGCGGCAGACCUGGCACACCACUUGCUUUGUGUGUGCUGCAUGUGGGAAACCCUUUGGAAACAGCCUCUUCCAUAUGGAAGAUGGAGAGCCUUACUGUGAAAAAGAUUACGUUGCUCUGUUUAGCACCAAGUGCCAUGGCUGUGACUUCCCAGUGGAGGCCGGGGACAAGUUUAUUGAGGCUCUUGGCCACACAUGGCAUGACACUUGCUUUGUUUGUGCGGUUUGCCAUAUAAACUUGGAGGGCCAGCCCUUCUACUCCAAGAAGGACAAACCUUUGUGCAAGAAGCACGCUCACGCUAUCAAUGUCUAGAACCAUCCUCAGCGAAGUGAUCCUGAUGGCCACUGCCUUUGUUUUGGCUCAGGCUCCUUUGGGAAAGGGCUCAGAGCCAGUCUAGAUUACAUGGAACAUAUUGGUGAAAACAGCAAAAAUCACAUAUGUAAACACUAAUAUUAAAACAAUUUUUUAGUUUCAUUUAAUUUAAACUAAUGAGCAGUCACUGUGGUCUGAUGCAUGGGCAUAGAUCUUUUUUACUGCAAUUUGCUCCUGAGGCCAACAUGCACUGAGAGCUCUGAGUAAAAAGCAACAAAAAUAUAUUUUUCAGACAAACUCACUUGAUAUGAUUGUGUAAUCAUGCGUGUUGCCUUUAUAUAUGGAUGCAAUAUGCUGAUUUUAUUUGGGGGUGAUAUUGUAUUAAUUAUAACCGUUUAAACCAGAAUUUGAUAAGCUUCUUUUGAGGAUUUUGGGUUGUGGUUAUUUUUCUUUGGUGAGUUCAUGCAACACAAGCCUGUAGAGAAGGAAGCUGUUAUUCAUUUGAUUUAACGGUGUUUUUUAAUUAAUAUAUUUGGGUGCUGGGUGUGUAUUUUAGGCAAAAUAUUCAGAAAUUGCUGAUGUCCAGUUCUUGUUGUGACUGGAUGUUUAAAUUCUAAUGAAAGCCUGUAAAGUACCUAUGCAUUGGGGUGUGCCUUAAGCCCUAAAUGAAAACCUUAAAAAUCUUAUUUUUAUUUAAUAAGUGUAUUAUUUGUAUACACCAAGGUUUAUGAGACCUAAGGGAUAGUCAUCUUUCUCACACUAGCACCGUAGUCUCACUCAUGGUAUGCUGGUGUAUAGUUAUUGUUAAUUUGUUGGUUUAUGGAGUUUUGUAUGCUAAUGUACUACUAUUUUUGCUUGUGUAUGUGUUUGAAAGUCAGUGCAUGGAUUUGCUCAUGAGUGCAUAUGUAACGCCCAGCAGCAGUGUUAUUUGUACACGUCACACAUCUGGCAUGUUCACCCUUGAUUCUGUGUACAUGCUUGCACCUUUAAUCAAAAUGUGUCUUUCCUGACUUGAAGUUACACUUUAAGAUGAGAUAGAUGAGAAAAAUAUAAAGAGUCAUUAAAAAAUCAUGCAGAACUUGACUGGUUGGUUGAGAGACUGAUGCUUAGUUAGCGCAUGCAGAAUUAACUUAAAUUGCUUACAACUACUGAGGUGUAUGUAUGUGCCAUUAGGUUUUAGUGCGUUCUGUCUUGUUAUUUAUUGUGCAUAUGCGUGAGUUAAGUAACAAUUUCACUACUUAACAGUGCAACCAAUAAUACUGAGCAUUAUAACAGGUUCAUAUAUGGAUCAUAUUCCAAACUCACCUUUUUAAAUCAGCGUCUCAAAAGUAAAACUCAUCUGUUGGUUAAAAUGGUCAAUUCUUUGUAGCCUGAAGUAAAAAAUGCUGUUUUAUUUAAUUGCAUUGUGUAAUUGUGUGAUUACUUAAACUUACACAAAUAAUGUUUUUUACAUUAUAUCUAUUGUUUUUGGUAGCUGGUUGGCUUAAUUCCUUUAGCUAAGUGACUUUGAGACACUAUUUAAAAAUUAGGUGAGGUAUUUGAUUGGUACGCUAUCUUGUUUUGAAAUAUUGUAUAUUUGCCCCAUGCCAUGUAUUAAUUUGUGUUUGGGAUAUGCAAGUUUCAAAAGUUCCCCUAUUCAUGUGUUUCAGUAGCAGAUACAGUAGUGGGGUUCAAAGCUGUGGGGUUAUUUAUUCAUAACUGGAAAUUUAGAAGUAGGCCACUGUUCAAAUUUCAUCAAAUUUGUGACACUGAACAUGUUAAAGCCUUUGUAUAAAAAAUCUCGUGGAGUCCAUGCCAGCUGGAGUGUGUGCACUCAUUAAAGCGAAAGGAGGACGUUCUGACAUUCAUGUUAAGAUUUUACUUUUCACACAAAUAUGCUGAUAUUAUGAUUUGUGAUGACAGACAGUGGUCUCAGACUUUUGGACCCCACUGUAAGCGUUUUAGAUAUGUGGCUUUUCAUACACAUACCUGCUUACCUGUGGCCUUUUACCAAAAAUAGAGGGUAUCUGACAUUUCUUGUGAAUGGAAAUUUUAUUUUCAAACCCUAUAGACACAUUAAUGCUAGUUAUGUCUUUACACAGUCCAGAUAAGGACUGUAUAAAAUUUCUUAAACACUUUUUAAGAAACUGAAUGGAUACAUGAUGAGAUACUAUAUUCUCUUCAGAUUUAUAUUUCUUAUACAGCAUUGUUACAUGGCUACUGGAGAAAUAUGACACAGCAGGUCUUGAGCGUUAUUUUCAUCACCCAUUAUUGAAAGCCAUUCAUAAAACUAGUACAUUUUCCAGGAUUUGCCCCUUUUCCUCUAGAACAAUUAAACUCACCUUUAUCUGUCCUGAAGUUUUCACACCUGUUGAUUAUAAAUUUCAAAAUUGAUGUUUAACCAAACAGUAAGACUUGGUUUCUAAAUGGCUCCUUCAGUUGUUAAUCUAGCCCGAUCCUGGUCCUACUGUCCUGCAGAGUGUAGCUCCAAUCCUAAUCUAACACACCUGAUCCAGCUCUCCAGUGUGGUAGAUCUCCAGGGCCAGGAUUGAGCAACCCCUAUCCAGCCUAUAUGUAGGCUAGCUGUAAGUUUCCUUGCACUCCUGUAAACUGCACUCAGAGUAGUCUAGUUUGGGAUGCUUGCUUUCAGAUUAUUCAUAGUUUUUUGAUCAACUUUUCCAGAAAUCUUUUGGAGAACUGACUUGCCCAAUGCUGCUAACAUACUGGUGGUAUUAUUUAUCUUGGCUCACUAAAAUAAACUUAACUGAAACAAGCGAGCUUGUUCCUGUCAACCUUUGUCGAUAUUACUAAAAAUGUAUUCGUGUUGUUGUUGUGCUUUCAUUUGCUUGUAAUAUUAACUGUUGCUAACAUCAAGACUACAGCAAUCAUAGCUGUGAUCUAAAGUGCUUGAGAGCAGUUUUUUUUUAAAUUAUCAUGAGUCAAAUUGUUUGCUUGUUUCAUUUAUUAACACAAAUGUUCACUGAACAGCAAUAAAAGGCCCUUUGAUGCAGCAAAGGGCGACAAACCACCUACCAAAGGGGAAUUCCACUUUUUUUACCACAGAUUUUUUAACAUUUCUGCGUAAUUCAGUCAUUAAGAUGUAAAGUCAUUCAGAGUGGUUUGACAUGAAAUCUGCCUUCCUACAGAAACUUUUCGAGUCAGAAUUGUUCGCAGUGGUUAUGAUGAUAACCAGAUAUCUGAAACAAUUAACGCCUCAUAUAACUACCUCACAGAAAGUUAUGACGUGAAAUGGAAACGGACGCGCUGCCUGAUAAAAACUCAGUAAACGUGUAGCUUCACUGAUCAUUUAGGACAGCAAAUAAAACGGAGGUUUUUGCACUGUAGACAUCAUGACCCCCGUUUCCCAUCACUGCCACUGUAAAUCAGAGUUGGCAGUUUCUCGACGAGGAGCAAUUUCACAUCAAACCACUCUGACUUUGUAUUGUGGUGGGGAACUGAGUCCAGCUCAGUUUGGCGAUUUCUCUGCUCUACCAAAUCUGUUAACUAGCUGAUGAGCUGAAUCAGGUGUGGUUGAGCAGGAAGAUCAUCAAAUUAUGUCAGAAUCUGGAGGUCUCCAUCCUUGAUUUAUAUCUGAAUUACCGAAUUAGGCCAAAAUUGGUGGAAUUCCAGUUUAAUACCUUUAAGAAGAAAGGUUGAAUGAGCAGGUGUCUACAAACUGACGCAUUUGAUUUUUAUUCAUUGUUAGACUGUCGUUAUCAUGUCACAGUUCAUUAUGUAUUUACACUUUGUCAGUGGCCUAUAAUAUGUACUAAAACUUGAAAUGUGAAAAGUGUUUAAUAGCCACUACUAACAGCCUGAUCACUCAGAUGACAGGCCUUUUUAAUAUAGCUAUUUAUGUCUAAAUUGCAUUGUAAUGCCUUAUGGUCAUUUUGAGUGGUGUUAAGUGGUUCAGUGGUGUAAAGAUUACUCUCAGUGUCACUGAGUAACUGUUUUUAGGAAUUUUCUGUUUUUUGAUAAGUAGUUAUACGUGGCACACAGUUACAGGCUGCUGAAAACAGUCAGGUGUGAUUGGCUUAGACUUAUUUUGCAAUAAGAACAAAACUGAGUUCAAUGCUUAUGUGUUCUGUUCCCCCACAUUAUAUAUGUUCUCUUAACUUACAGCUGAGUUUUUUUAACAUUUUCCAAUCACUGGAGUUUUUAUAGGCGAUGACUCAAUGGACACGAGUGGAGGAUGAUUAGAGAUGUCUAAAACUAUGCGGUGACUGUAAAAACAAUCUGAUUUUAUGUAAACUGGCAUUUUUCAAAAGUUUAGAAAAAAAAACUUGAACAAAAUGAUGCAUAUAUAUGUACGAAAUGAUUGUACUACUCUAAAACCUCACAGAUUUCAAAAAAAGAGGGACCGUCCAGAACGAUCAGAGCUGUAAAUGAUUCCAUAAUGCCUUGAAAGGUGGUGAUCAAAUCUCAAGCAGAUAAUUAUCCAGACAUUACUGCAAAGACAGAUGAUUUCAGUGCAUUACUAUCGUUCAAUGAUAUCAAUCAUCUAGAUAACUGUAUUAUAAUCUGUACUGUAUAAGUUUAAACCACAUAAAAUAACAGCAAUAUUAUGAGAAGUGAUCUUAAACUUUUGAACUCGAGUAUUUCUCUAGAAAAUGAGAAAAAGAACUACUCCAUAGCCUUCCCAUUUUUUCCAAACAACUUGGGAAAAGUAUAUCCAUAUUAUAUGAAUAUUGCCACAACUUUAGCACAUUGUUUGAAAGGUCUGCCACUGAAUCAUCAGAUUGUUCAAAGUCUUCAGAGCUGCGAACGUUUCCGGUGUGUCAUCAAUAAAAGGGUUUCACAAUA
Molecule: messenger RNA, 6156 nt
Organism: Pygocentrus nattereri (red-bellied piranha)
Lineage: Eukaryota; Metazoa; Chordata; Actinopteri; Characiformes; Serrasalmidae
Product: LIM domain-binding protein 3-like
Exons: 8
Coding region: 163-1374 (403 amino acids)
Biological process (GO): heart development; actin cytoskeleton organization; muscle structure development
Cellular component (GO): Z disc; adherens junction; filamentous actin
Molecular function (GO): muscle alpha-actinin binding; actin binding
Source: RefSeq, a predicted model, not a curated record